Messenger RNA from Lagopus muta (rock ptarmigan), 3922 nucleotides. Its product is annotated as cytochrome P450 2U1. Gene Ontology annotation, cellular component: cytoplasm; intracellular membrane-bounded organelle. The record is from RefSeq and is a predicted model, not a curated record. Gene Ontology annotation, biological process: xenobiotic metabolic process. Bases 54 to 1619 code for a protein of 521 amino acids. Gene Ontology annotation, molecular function: iron ion binding; heme binding; oxidoreductase activity, acting on paired donors, with incorporation or reduction of molecular oxygen, reduced flavin or flavoprotein as one donor, and incorporation of one atom of oxygen. The transcript is spliced from 5 exons. NCBI's taxonomy places the organism in Eukaryota, Metazoa, Chordata, Aves, Galliformes, Phasianidae.
CCGCUACGCGCCGAGGGGGGGGCGGGCCGGGGCCAGCGCAGCCACCUGAGAGGAUGGCGGCGGGCGGCGAGUGGCUUCUGCGAGCCCCCACCGCCACCGAGCUGCUGCUGGCGGCCGCGUGCUGGCUGGGCUGCUACUGGCUGCUGCGGCCGCGGACGCCGCCGGGGCUGCCGCCGGGCCCCGCGCCCUGGCCGUUAGUGGGCAACUUCGCCUUCGCCCUGCUACCGCCGUCGCUGCUGCGGAGGUGGGUGCUGGACGUGUGGGGCAGCGGUCGCGGCUCCCCCGUCUUCUCCCCCCACGUCUUCCUCACCGGCCUCACCAAGAUGUACGGCGGCAUCUUCCGGCUCUUUGUGGGCAGCCGGCCCUUCAUCGUCCUCAACACCUUCGGGGCGGUGCGGGAGGCGCUGGUGCAGAAGGCGGAGGUGUUCAGCGACCGGCCCUCCGUCCCCAUCGUCCUCAUGAUCACCCACAAUAAGGGUGUUAUUUUUGCACCUUAUGGCCCUGUGUGGAAGCAGCAGAGGAAAUUCUCUCUUGCAACACUGCGGCAUUUUGGAGUAGGAAGACAUAGCUUAGAGCCUAAGAUCAUUGAGGAGCUGAAGUUCAUAAAGGAAGAAAUGCUGAAGCAUGGAAAGGAUUCGUUCAGUCCGUUUCCGAUUAUCCGCAAUGCAGUGUCCAAUGUUAUCUGCUCCAUGGCCUUUGGCAGGCGUUUCAAUUACGAAGAUGUUGAGUUCAAGACGAUGCUGAAGAACAUGGCCCGUGCGCUGGAGCUAAGUGUGCACAGCUCUAUGAUCCUGGUCAACAUCUGCCCGUGGCUGUACUACCUUCCCUUCGGGCCUUUCAGGGAGCUUAGAAAAACAGAGUUAGAUAUUACUGCUUUUCUAAAGAAAAUAAUUGCACAGCACAGGGAUACGCUGGAUGCAGCAAAUCCCAGGGACUUCAUUGAUAUGUACUUCCUCCACGCAGAAGAAGAGAAGAACAACAAGGAGAGCAGUUUUAAUGAAGACUACCUGUUUUUUAUCAUUGGAGACCUGUUCAUUGCAGGCACAGACACUACUUCCAACACGAUAUUGUGGUGCCUGCUCUACAUGUCCCUCUACCCAGAAGUACAAGAGAAAGUUCAUGCAGAAAUUGAAGCAGUUCUAGGUCGUGACAAAGUUCCCUCUCUUACCCACAAGGCUCAAAUGCCCUUCACAGAGGCAACCAUUAUGGAAGUGCAGAGGAUGACUGCAGUUGUUCCCCUUUCUAUCCCACGAAUGGCUUCAGAAACUGCUGUGCUGCAGGGAUACACUAUUCCAAAGGGCAGUGUGAUCGUGCCCAACUUGUGGUCGGUACACAGAGAUCCUAAUAUCUGGGAGAACCCAGACGACUUUCAACCAACAAGAUUUCUGGAUGAAAAUGGCCAGAUUAUUAAGAAAGAGGCAUUCAUUCCUUUUGGAAUGGGUAAACGUGUGUGCAUGGGAGAGCAGUUGGCAAAAAUGGAGCUGUUCUUAAUUUUUGCAAGUCUAAUGCAAAGCUUUACCUUUUUGUACCCUGAAAAUGCUACAAAACCAUCUAUGGAGGGAAGGUUUGGUCUAACUUUAGCUCCCUGUCCAUUCAAAAUAAUAGCUUUGAAGAGAUGAUACAACAUCACAAAUCAUCAAACAAAGAAAUACUGCACUUUAAAAACCCAGCUUAAUUUUCUUUCCAGCUUAUUUUGUUACUUUCUUUCCAGAAAUACAGUAACUGCAUAGGCUUUCAUACCAAUGAGAAAGAUCCAUUUGCAAUUCUGGAUGGAGAACUUUUUUUUUUUUUUUUGUCAGCUGUUGCAUUCCACAAAUAAACUGACAAUAUAGUUUGAAAUUUGAUAUUAAAACUUGCUGGGCUUAACUACUCUGUCUGUUAAGCUAAUACUGUUUGUUUGUCAAAUGUUAAUUAUGUGAGAAUGGUCCAAAACAGUCUGUUAAUACUGUAGUGAAUUUUAAGUGUUAUUUUGGUGAAAGCUGUAUGUGAAAUUUCACAAAUGACUGAAGGACAUAAUCUUAUAGAAGAAUUAAUGAAUGAGAGAGUGUUGAUAGCAUUUUCUGUGCAAAGAAACAUCACAAAUGUAAUGGAGUUCAAAUAACAAUGAAUACUUUAUUGAAAGAACUAAAUGAUACUUCUUAUAACCUUGAAGCAUUCUGUCUGGUGAGUAACUUACAGGUGGAGACUGGAUCAAAUCAGUCUCUAUUCCUGGAUCCAGAUGUCCUUGACUAUCAGAGCUUCCCAUAAACAUGCAGGUACCAACUCUAAAAAACACAUGCCAGGUUCAUUUGGAGGCCUAGUAAAUCGUUGCAUAUACUGUGUUCUUAAGCUGGGGAUAUGAAAGGAAUGCACAGCCUCUGAAUACAGAUAAUUUAUUUCUAAAUAUAAAUGAGAGCUAAUUUCUCUAACAUAAAGCAGAACUCCGGUGCCAAGCAGGUAUCCAAGACUACACAUCGAUGAAAACACUGUUCCCUGUUUUGCCUGUGUCACAAGUGAUGGUCUGUUCUGUAGCUGCAGCCUGGACAAGAGGACCAGCCUGUUCAUCAGGAAGGCAUCUGCAUGGAUAAUCCUGAAGCUAGGGCUUACACUAAGGUUCUUCCUUGCAAGCAGUGUGGGUGGUACUGCCACAACCUUUUUGGCUUUGAAAACUGGAAUCUUACAUCAAACACAUGUCGACAUAGUACUGUGGCCUUAAAAGUUUAGGCACGGAAAUUAGGAAUCUAACAUAGCUGAGGUUUGACUGGAGAGGCUGUUUCUUUGUUAUCUUCUAUAUGGUGUAAAAAGAUCUGUAGUCCACAUAGUAUUACUGUAUCAGAACCUUAUUCUUUCCUCAAGUAUAAUUUUAGUGCUGUUUACAACCAUCAAACUGAGCGUCAGGGAAGCCUGUUUUUAGGUAUUUCAGAAUGAGGCACUUAGUCUCACUGCCUUUUAUUUAAAAGGUUUUCAAAUGUCUGAUGUUUGAGGGAUGUGUAACUGUCAUCCUUUAUAUAACUGUUCUUUACCAUCCUUCAAUCUCUUUAUAUACUUUUUGAUCUAGCAGAGAUUUAUAUUAGAUGAAAUAAAUACAUGUGUACUCUUCUAAGAAAUUUUUUCUCCAUAUUGAAGGUCUAGAAAAUACUAGCAGUCCUCCAGAUGCUAAGUUCACAGGACUGUAAAGUGAAAUUGAAAAUUCUGCAGCAGAAAUUGAACCUGAAUUGUAAAAAAAAAAAUAAUUAGCUCUUAAGCUUUAAAUUCUCUCUAUUCUUGUCUCUCUCAUUAAAUCAAAUCUUUAACAGCCAAAUAGUGCCUGGCAAAGGCUGCAGAAUACUUUGGAUUUCAAUUUAGGUUUUCUGCUAGCUGUUUUAAAUUAAACGGUGCCAUGAUUUCUGAGUGAUCAGUUGGUUGCUUGUGUACCCUACCACUUUUGUGAGACCUUCCAGUUUUUCUUAAGGCUAGCUUUUGACUCUAUAGGUUAGUCCAUACUGUGCUAUUGUUAUUAUUUUGUAUGACAUUUUUGAAAACCCCGUAGCACAAGAAGUUGAGUUUGGUACCAAUGCUAGUGAACUUGCACUAAAAGCCGACUGCAUUGCAUUAAUAAGCAUUACAUUUUCCAGUGAACAGUGUACAGUUGGGAUUUUUGUCUGGAAAUCCUUAAAAUAAUAUAUGCUUAAUUGCAGAGCUGAAUCAAGUGCUGAUAAUGUUUAUCUUUCUGUCAAGAAGCCUCUUUAAGCAAUAUAAUGAUGUUGGUGUGCAACUGAUGAUUUAUCUGUUUGUCCUUUUAAUCUUGAGGACGUAUUUGAAAAGCACUUUAGUUUUUUUUGUUUGUUUGUUUGUUUUUUAACUGAUUCCAAAGAAGACACAAUUCACAUAAACACAUAGUAUGUGGAAUUACAUAUAUUUGUGUUCAUCUCGCCUGUUGAGUUUAGUGUGAAAUGUCACCUUU